AGCAGUCUGGCAGCCAGCUGAUCACUGCUCUGGCAUUCAGAGUCGAAGCGGAGGAUGGAGAGAGAGAGAGGCUGAGGGAGAAGAGGCAACUGAUGCUACAGUAAUCUGUGAUCUAACAGAGAGUAAGAAACCAACAGCGUCAUCUCAGCUCUGUCAGCCUCUUGUCACGGUUUGUUCCGGGAUCAACAAUGCAGAAGAGCAGUCUGGGAAACGAAAGCAAAAGGAGGAAGUGAAGAGAGAAACAAGAGAUGCCAAAAAAUCAACAUCCUUUCAAAAAGAGAGAGAGAGAACACACGGAUCAGCUCCAAGACAGAGAGUGAGAGAGAGAGAGAGAGAGAGAGAGAGAGAGAGAGAGAGAGAGAGAGAGAGAGAGAGAGAGAGAGAGAGAGAGAGAGAGAGAGAGAGAGAGAGAUAGAAGUAAACAGACUCUGUGGUGAGUCACUCCUCCUCUCUUCUACUCUCCUCUGGUGUGUUGUUGCUUAUGCACAGAGGAGCAGCAGAACUACGGGAGGAGUUCAAUCUAGAGCCAGAGGAGGAGAACCAGACUGUGUGGGAGUAACAGAACCGAGAGUGGAACUGUAGAACCUGUAAGGGACCAGACCAUUACAACCAGGAGUAUCAUCAGACCCAGUGGGGUGCAACCAGACCCAGAGGGUUGUAUACUGUAUAGAGGAGCUGGUGUGUCUCUGUAGAGAUGUCCUGGGGGUCUUUGCUGUCUCCGGUCCAGUGGGCCAAAGGGACUUGGUCAGCUGUACGGGGGGGAGGGGAGGAUGAGGGGGAGGAGGGAGCGCCCGGAACCAAUGAUGGAGAAAAUUCGGACUCAGAAGGGAACUUUGAGACCCCAGAGGCGGAGUCUCCUGGUCUGCUGAAUGACCUGACCCAGCUGGAUAACUCUGCCCACACUGUCCUCACCAGAGAUGUCGGACAGCUGACGCCCCGCCUCGUCCUGGACAGAAACUCCGAUCAGGAUGUUUAUCCCGCGUCCCUACAGGAAGUCCAAGAUGCCCUAAACAACCUCAAUAGCUCCUCCCCUUCUCUGAGUGGAGCAGGUUUAGACCAGAACCUGAACCUGAGGUUGAUCUCAAGACCUGGAGAAGGUCUCUCCCCGUCCCCUCUGCCCCAGCCCCGCGCCCUACGCCCUGCCUCGCUCCCUGUCCACAACUUCCCUGACCCCGCCGAGGUUGAUGACCUUUCUCCUAUCACCUAUGACCCCAACGGCAACAUGAACUCUGACCCCAACAGCCUGACCCCUGAACUGGACAGACCGGACUCAGACAGACAGUCACCUAGGAUGAGCACGGACAUCAUGAAGUCCUGUAAAGUGAAGAAGCUGGACAACCAGACUCCGUUACAGAACACCAGCGGAGAGGACAACGACCAUCGCAAAGGUCAUGCUACAGACGAGGAGAAACUAGCCAGCACGACAGGACUCAGAGCAGAUAGAGACCACAACGAGCUGAAUGUGUCAGCCAGACCAGAGUCAGACUGCUGUUCUAUGUAUGAGGACCCCUGCCAGCUGAAGAACGCCAAGCUGGGAGGAAGUAACACGCAGAAGAAGACAGGAAGUGAGGUUCUAGACUCCAUUUGCAUCAGCGAGGAGGAGAAAAUGGCUGUUCUCACCCUUAUCAGAGAGGAGAUCAUCACUAAGGAGACGGAGGCCAGUGACUGGAGGAGAAAGUACGAGGACAGCAGACAGGAAGUCAUGGAGAUGAGGAAGAUUGUGGCAGAGUAUGAGAAGACCAUCGCCCAGAUGAUUGAGGAUGAACAGCGCAACACCAUGAGCGCCCAGAAGUCUUUGCAGGCUGUAACCAUGGAGAAGGAGUUGGCGCUAGCCGACCUGAACUCGGUAGAGCGCUCGCUGUCCGACAUGUUCCGCCGCUACGAGAACAUGAAGAGCACCCUGGACGGCUUCAAGAAGAAUGAGGAGGUGUUGAAGAAGUGUGCUCAGGAGUAUCUGGCCAGAGUCAAGCAGGAGGAGCAGAGAUACCAGACGCUCAAACUCCACGCUGAGGAAAAACUAGACAAGGCUAAUCAGGACAUAGCCCAGGUACGCAGCAAGGCCAGCUCUGAGAGUGUUGCUCUGACCGCCAGCCUGAGGAAGGAGCAGAUGAGGGUGGACUCUCUGGAGAGAGCCCUGCAGCAGAAGGCCGAGGAAAUCGAGGAGCUCACCAAGAUCUGUGACGAGCUCAUCGCCAAGAUGGGUAGAACAGACUGAGACAGAUUCCAUACGUCCAAAUCAUUCAAUCUUGAUCCGCCGAGAAAUCCCUGCCUACAACCUAUGGCAUACUCUGGCCUGUGCAUGCGUCCAGCCAAUGAGCAGUUCUGUUUUCCCUUGGGGCGCCUGCCCCUAAUGCUGCUGUACAGGUCCGAUGUCAUAUGAUAACCCAUUUUCUCUUGAGUAGUGCACCCUAUGGAGAAUAGGGUGUCAUUUGAGCCAGAGAUUGUUACAUGUGGAAUGUUUUUGUUUUGGUCAUUUUCGCCAUGCAAGACCAAAUCCCUUACUCCCUCCAUCUGUCUGUCCUGUAACACAAAUAUAAUGUGCUGUCUAGGCAGUGCAUAGAUUUGGGCUUAUUUACCUGACGAUACCAUUUUGUAGAGCGUUUAUUAAUAGAUUGUGUAUAUAAACACCCUGGCUGAGAUGUACUGUACAUAUUUAUUCUGAACACUAGGAGACUAGGGUGGGACCAGGUAGACACUAUCUAGGCUCUAGGACAGUUAGAGGUCAGGGGUGAGCUGUGUUUGACCCUUCUGUAUGACUGCACUAUUACAGGGAGGGGGGAUAUGGACAUAGGGUUAGGAUGCACUGCUAUUGAUAGGGGUCGUGUGGGGGGUUGUCCUGGAAAGUAUAUAAAGCUUUUCUCCUGUCCCUAAUAUGAGGCCUUGUGUUGGCAGUGGAAGAGGAGCUGUAGGUCUACUGUAUAGUCUGCUCUGUGUGGUCUUGGACAGGUUUAGAUAACCUCCAGCAUAACUGCACAGGGGAGGAUUUCUCACGGUCCUAAACUCCACCUGGUUAGUGUUUGUCUCAGGCCAGCAUGUUGGAGCAGAGGUAGAAUACUCAAUCUGGAAAUGGUUAAUUUAAUACCAAGACUAUAUAUUUUGUUUAUGUACAAACAUACUGUAAACUGGAAGAGUGUUUUAAUGACUGUGGCUGUUAUCUUUGGUUCAGAAUAAAAAAUGCUCAGAA
Messenger RNA from Salvelinus namaycush (lake trout), 3184 nucleotides. RefSeq names its product transforming acidic coiled-coil-containing protein 1-like. NCBI's taxonomy places the organism in Eukaryota, Metazoa, Chordata, Actinopteri, Salmoniformes, Salmonidae. Gene Ontology annotation, biological process: cerebral cortex development; mitotic spindle organization; cell population proliferation. The record is from RefSeq and is a predicted model, not a curated record. Bases 695 to 2215 code for a protein of 506 amino acids. The transcript has 13 exons. Gene Ontology annotation, cellular component: cytoplasm.